CAGGACUUUUCUAAUACGUGUCCUGGAUUUUUUUCAGGUGUGACUCAGGCUGCAGUUGGACUGAGAAAUGGCUGCCAGACUCUUUGAGAACAUUGGCAAAUUUGGUUUAGGAUUAGCCAUCGCAGGGGGCGUUGUCAACUCCGCUCUCUAUAACGUCGACGGGGGACACAGAGCCGUUAUCUUUGACCGAUUCCGUGGUGUUCAAGAUGUGGUGGUAGGAGAAGGAACCCACUUCCUCAUCCCCUGGGUACAGAAACCAAUCAUCUUUGACUGUCGUUCUCGCCCACGUAACGUUCCCGUCAUCACUGGCAGCAAAGAUCUGCAGAACGUGAACAUCACGCUGCGGAUCUUGUUCAGACCGGUUGCUGCCCAGUUACCUCGAAUUUUCAUGACUCUGGGAGAAGAUUACGACGAGCGGGUGCUACCAUCCAUCACCACGGAGAUCCUGAAGUCUGUUGUGGCUCGGUUUGACGCAGGAGAGCUGAUCACGCAGAGGGAGCUGGUCUCCAGACAAGUGAGCGAAGACCUCACGGAACGAGCCACUACCUUUGGCCUCAUCCUCGAUGACGUUUCCUUGACGCAUCUGACCUUUGGGAAGGAGUUCACGGAGGCGGUGGAGUUGAAGCAGGUGGCCCAGCAGGAAGCCGAGCGAGCCAGAUUCGUAGUGGAAAAGGCUGAGCAGCAGAAAAAAGCAGCCGUCAUCACCGCUGAAGGGGACUCGAUAGCAGCCGAGCUGGUCGCUACCUCGCUGACCGCAGCUGGCGACGGCCUCAUCGAACUCCGCAAGCUGGAAGCGGCCGAAGACAUCGCUUACCAGCUCUCGCGCUCCCGCAACAUCACCUACCUGCCCUCGGGACAGUCCGUGCUGCUCCAGUUGCCCCAGUGAGCGUAGCGUUGUAGCCAGUUGUUACCUGAGCGCCUCUCAAUAGCAGAUUAGCCCUGGCUGAAACAAACGAAUCAUUGGCAUUUCCUGAUUGGCUUAAGCAAAGAAAACAAAAUUAAAUGCAUCCUCAACUGAG
Molecule: messenger RNA, 1019 nt
Organism: Pelodiscus sinensis (Chinese soft-shelled turtle)
Lineage: Eukaryota; Metazoa; Chordata; Testudines; Trionychidae
Source: RefSeq, a predicted model, not a curated record